Molecule: messenger RNA, 363 nt
Organism: Prunus armeniaca (apricot)
Lineage: Eukaryota; Viridiplantae; Streptophyta; Magnoliopsida; Rosales; Rosaceae
Source: the annotation of a GenBank genome assembly
AUGAACAAUGGUGUAGAGCUACUGGGGCUUCUCAACCGACAUACUAACCUUGCACCUUUGGAUAGCGAUCUUAUUAAUGAACUACCCAUCAAGGUUACAACUCUGGAGAAGGUACACCCAAAGUCUGAAGAGGCUUUUCAACAAUGGGAGGUAUCGGUGGUUCUUUGUAUUCGGCAAUUAGGAGUGUUUGCCUGGACAGACCGUCAGCAAACACGUGCCUACUCAUUUCAAUCGAUAGGUCUUUGGUUCUGUGAAGUGCUGACUAUCAAAUUAGAGGGAGGAAAAGAUAGAGUUGGUGAGGAUACUGGUUUAGGCAGAAAGGCGAGAGUUCAUGACUUUGUUGAUGCCGAAUCUCUUGCUUGA